CGGCGUUGGCCAAAUCAGCACUAUCGAGAACGCUGUUUACUGCUGGAUGCUUGUAAUGGCCUCCGACAGCUCCUUUUUUAUUGAACUCAAAGUCCAUUGAGCUGUGCCGCACCCUCCUCGUCCUCAGUCAGGGGGGAGAACUUCAAGGGGAGUCCAUCGCCUCUCGCUCACAUCCACACAUUCCUGUGGACAACUCCUGGGCCAUGUCUCCAUUCAUCCUGGUCACCACGCUGCUAACCCACACAUUCAUGCUGAUGGCUCCAGUCUCUGCACAGGACAAUCAAGACAGCUGCCCCCCAGGAAGGUACAGAACCGAGACCAACAUCUGCUGCCAGCUGUGCCCCCCAGGGACAGCGAAGGUUGAAGACUGCUCAUUUGAGGAACAUUUCCCAGUCUGCCUUUCGUGUAGCGACGGAUCAACAUUCACAGACUCGGCAAAUAACCUCACCAGCUGCCAAGGAUGCAGAAUCUGCGACGAGCAAAGGGAGCUUGUUCAGCAUAAGUGCUUCGCAACUGGCGACACGGUGUGCGAGUGCGUGGAAGGAAUGUACAGACCAAGCCAUCCUGAACCCUGUGAGGUUCUUAAAGGCUCAUUGAAUUGGAUUUGGGUUGUCGUAUUCAUUAUUUUUGCUGCUUUGGGUGGAGUUGCUGUUUUCGUAUAUUGGUUUAAGAAAGUGAAAACAUCUCAACAUGCGGGUUCCCAUGCCACCGACUCUGAGAGGCAACCGCUGAGUAGCGACGAUCGCUCCGAGCCAACCCAAUCGGAACCACAGGUGGAGGUUGCCGUUGUGAGAGACGCCGUGGAGAUGAUCCAAGAGAAGAUGGCCUCGGGUGGAGGUGCCGUGUGGACGUGGCUGAGUGACCGCUGCUCAGAGCUGCUGGGGAGUGGAGGCGGUGGGGUCGGGCCCCACCUCUUGCUCGACCUCUUCCUGCGGGAGCUCAUCGACGAGGCCGAGUACUGGAAGGCACGCGGCCUCCCUGAUGCGUCGCGACUAGCACACUACGUCAUCGCCCUCGUGGUAGACAGAGGAGAGGAGGCCUGCGGGAAGUUCAGGGACAUUUACGAGGACUUCAGUAGCAGGAAGAGAACAUUUCUAGACAUGCAGAGUCAGGCUGAAAUCUGCUCACCAACAUACGACCCUAACACAGCAAAUGGGUUCCUACUGCUCUCCACGGACCUCAAGACGGUAACAAAAGCAGCUGAUCAACUGUACCCACAUCACAUGGAGAGGUUUGAGUCCGUCCCCCAAGUGCUGUGCUCAGAGGGAUUCUCCUCCGGGCGCCACUACUGGGAGCUGCACGUGGGCUGUGCAGAGCAAUACAUGGUCGGUGUCGCUUGUGGGAAGAAUGCGAUGGAGAGAGAAGAAUGUAUUGCUGGGCUGGACGGGGUUAGACUGUCCUGGUGCGUGUGGAGACGCGAGGCUGAGCUCGUGGCUGCUCACAAUGGAGAAGUCACCGUGCUGAACCCGCCAGUGCCUCCCCAGCGAAUCGGGAUUCACCUGGACUGUGGCAAUCUGAAGCUCACGUUUGUUUGUGCUGAGACCAUGACGCCUCUGCACGAUUUUUAUUUGGAGGAGUGGAAACGCUCCGUUACGCUACGUCCUGCAGUGUUGCUGCUUAGUGGAUCGAUUACCAUUGCCCAACCCCUCAGUGGUGAUGUCAACAAAUCCGUUCACCAGAAGGUUUAUGAGUACGAGGCCGGUUUGACGCCUGUGCGGAAUGAGAUGGUGGCCCUGCUGCGCAGGAGACCCUAUCUCUUCCUGCAUGAGAUGUUGAUGCAGGGCCACAUCGAAGCGCACAUAUACUGGAAGGCGUACAUGGAAAACAUUUCCAUAAAGUGUGAAAAGUUCAUCCGCGAGGAAGUUGAAAGUGUAAAGAAGGACGGGGAGCUCGAGGAAGUGAUGGAAGCCACUAGAAGUAAUGAAAGAGACUUCCUCGCCAUGUUAAAAUCGUCAGAAAGGUGUUCUCCCACCGUGAACCCCAAUUCCGUGAACUCCGACCUCCGCCUCUCCGUCGACCUCAGGACGGUGACUCUGUCCUCCGAGCGCCACUCUUACCCCCACCACCUCGAGCGCUUUGAGAACUCCGCUCAGGCGCUGUGCCGCGAGGGCUUCUCCAGCGGCGCGCACUACUGGGAGGUGGACGUGGGCGGCGCGGAGCAGUUCAGAGUGGGCGUCGCGUGCGCCACUCUGCCGCGCGGAGGGAGCGCGGAGGCGCAGGUCCUGGGCGCGGGCGCGGACUCCUGGUGCCUGUGGAGACGCGAGGGCGGCUACGCGGCGAGCCACCGCGGCCGCCACACCGCACUGGCGGCCGUGCGCCCUCCUCCCAGGAAGAUCGGCGUUCACCUGCGUUGGGAAGAGGGGCUCCUCUCGUUCUACUGCGCCGACAGCAGGAGGCGGCUGCACUCAUUCAAUGCCACCGCCUUCCCAGGCCCUCUCUACCCCGCCCUGUGCGUGCACAAGGGGACGGUAACCAUACUUCGCAAGAGUCUACGGUUUGAGGAGGGUGAAGGAGCGACCGUUGAGAUGGAGGAGAGUGGGGGAGUGAAGGGAGGUGUGGUAGAAGGUGUGGGAGUGAACAGCGACACGAGUAAGAAUGUGGAGCUGCACAGCAACGUCGUGGAGAAUAGAGGAGAGAAGAGUGGAGGAGAGAAGAGUGGAGUAGAGAAGAGUGGACUAGUGGAGAGUGUAGUAGUGAAGAGUGUAGUAGAGAAGAGUGGAGGAGUGAAGAGUGGAGUAGAGAAGAGUGGAGGAGAGAAGAGUGGAGUAGCGGAGAGUGGAGUAGAGGAGAGUGGAGGAGUGAAGAGUGGAGGAGUGAAGAGUGGAGUAGAGAAGAGUGGAGUAGAGAAGAGUGGAGGAGUGAAGAGUGGAGGAGUGAAGAGUGGAGUAGAGAAGAGUGGAGUAGAGAAGACUGGCGUAGAGAAGAGUGGAGUAGAGAAGACUGGAGUAGAGAAGAGUGGAGGAGUGAAGAGUGGAGUAGAGAAGACUGGAGUAGAGAAGAGUGGAGGAGUGAAGAGUGGAGGAGAGAAGAGUGGAGUAGUAAAGAGUGGAGGAGUGAAGAGUGGAGUAGAGGAGGGUGGAGUAGAGAAGAGUGGAGGAGUGAAGAGUGGAGGAGUGAAGAGUGGAGGAGAGAAGAGUGGAGUAGAGGAGGGUGGAGCAUCGCAGAUUGAGGUGGGGGAUGGAGGAACUGGGGGAGGUGCUGCUGGGGAGAGUGAGGCCAGCAACGGGGUAACGCAAAUCUCGAGUGGGGCUGGUGGGGGCACGAUGAGCGGAGCAGAGAGCGACGCAACUAAACUUGGGGACGUGAACAUUGGCUUAGGGACGAUUGAAGGAGAGAAGAGUGAAGUGAAGGUUGAUGGCGGAGGAGGGAAGAGUGGUUUGGAGGAGAGUGGAGUGUUGCAUAAUGAGUCGGAGGAUGGAGGUACUGGGGUAAAUGGUGCUGGGCAGAGUGGGGAUGUGGAGAAACACACUGUGACGACUGGGAGUGGUGGUGAGAAAAGUAAAGGGAAAAAGGAGAGAUCAAUUGGGAGUAAACUUAAAGGAAUAAAAAUGGCUGUGAUUAAACGUGAGGGAAUGAAAAGGAAGGUGGAUGGAGCAGUAAACAGUGACAAGAGUGAAAAUGUUGACGUGGACUGCAAGUUCGGGGAUAAUGAAAGAGACGAGAGGGAUGUCGAGGUGGGGGGUGGCGGAAUGGAGGGGGGUGGUGCUGGGGAGAGUGCGGAUGCGGAUACAAAAUCUGAGGCGUUAGGAGAGACGGUGUGGUAAUUAUAGGGCGUUUAACAUCACUGAGUGGAGAGAGUGAAAGUGGGGGAGUGAAUAGUGAGGUGGAUGAAAGUGGAGAAGUGAAUAUCGAUGGCGUUGAUGGUGGAGAGAAGAGUGGAGUAGAGGAGAGCGGAGUGUCACAGAUUGAGGUGGGGGGUGGUGGAAUGGGGGGAAAUGGUGCUGGGGAAGUGAAGGAAACUGUGAAGAGCGGCGGCGAUGACGUAGAGAAUGAAGGGAGAGUGCAGACAUUUAUCGGGGCAGUUUAUUCGUACUUGACAGGAGCUUCGAGUGAGGUUGAAGUAAAGGACAGCGAUGCUGGGAAUGGUGCAGGAGAGAAGAAGAGUGGGGAGGAGGUGGUGGAGGAGGGGAGAGGGAAGAGCGUGAGAGUGGAGGGACACAAAACGCCGACUGUGCAGGCGUUGAGAAUUCAGAUGAAGACUUCGCCCCGUGAUGAUUCCAGAUUCUCAAGUGCAGAGAAUUGAUGGCUACACAAAGCGUAGCACCACUUUAUCUUUGUUUUUGACGUAACUCAUCGUAUUCAUAAUAAAGGUUUUGU
Lethenteron reissneri (Far Eastern brook lamprey) is the source of this 4317-nucleotide messenger RNA. RefSeq lists its product as uncharacterized. Lineage: Eukaryota; Metazoa; Chordata; Hyperoartia; Petromyzontiformes; Petromyzontidae. The record is from RefSeq and is a predicted model, not a curated record. Gene Ontology annotation, molecular function: protein binding.